GUUUUACUGAUAAACUGGUGUAAUUUGUAAAUAUUUCCUGUACAAACUGAUGCACAAUGCUUCAGCAAGCACACACGACAGGAAAUGCUGUUAUGGUACAAAGUCUUCUCAGUGAAAUAUACAAUCGGUACCAAUUUCAAAAGCAAUUUGACAGCUCCACUGAGACCUCAUGUUUAUCUGAUGGAAUUUUCAGUCAAUCUCAAACCUUUACCGAAGCUGAUAAACACCAGCAAGCAGACAGGAAAUUACAGAAGUCUUUUCUGGAGUCCGCAGACCCAGAAACUCUGCUCGGGAUAAAAUCAGAGCUUGAUGAAAGAAUCAGCGUCAUGUCAGCCAAACUAGUGCGGCAGUUGAAGCAAAGAAAUCGACUGAAAGAUAAACAUAAAAAGUUCUGCGACACAAUCACUGCAGUUCUUCAAGCCACAUCACAAAAACGAAGAGUGGAUGCCAAUUUAAAGUUCAACUUGGAGCCGCAAUCAGGAGAGGAAGGUUUCAAACAGUGGUAUGAUGCACUACGGGCACUGGUAAGACUUCCCAAUGGACUUCCCAAUUGCUGGAGAAAGAAAAUUUGGCUGUGUCUUGCGGAGAAUUACUUGGAUAGGAAAUUUCCCAAUGAAGACUGGAAAGCAACUAUAAGCCGAACAUUUAGUGAUAGGAUUUGUGAGAAUGAUGAAAACUUGGGAAACCAAAUCGUUAAAGACCUGCAUAGAACUGGCUAUGCUGGAAUUGACUCGAGUAGCAAUUAUGAGAACCAGAUGGUUUUAAAGCGAGUGUUGCUAGCAUAUGCAAGGUGGAAUCAAGCGGUGGGCUACUGUCAAGGUUUCAAUGUCCUUGCCUCAUUAAUCCUGCAUGUAACAGGUGGGGAUGAGAUAGCAGCAUUUAAAAUAAUGGUGCAUCUUGUGGAUGGGGUGUUACCGGAAAAUUACUUCGCAAAUAACCUUCAAGCUUUGUCAGUUGACAUGGCAGUGUUCCGUGAUCUGCUUAGAGCUCGUCUUCCGCAAUUGUCUAAACAUUUAGACAGUUUGCAAAAGGAAGCAAAUGAAAAUAGUUCAAGUUAUGAACCUCCUUUAACCAAUGUCUUCACAAUGCAAUGGUUUCUUACACUCUUUGCCACUUGCUUGCCCCCUGAAACUGUGCUAAGGAUUUGGGAUUGCAUUAUGUUAGAUGGCAACGAAAUCUUAAUGAGGGUCGCGCUUGCCAUUUGGGCAAAACUUGGCGAAAAGGUGGGUGAGGCUCAAUCUGCUGAUGAAUUCUACUGUGCUAUGGCUGAGCUGAUGCAGAGUGCAGUUAUAGGAAAGUUGGUUUUAGCCGAUGACAUCAUUCGAUUGGCGUAUAGAAUCACAAGCUUUCCUUUUCCUCAUCUAAGUCAGCUUCGUGAAAAAUACACAUACAACAUCACCCCAUUUGCUGCAGAAAACUCAGAUGAUAGAAGUGCUGAUGAAACCCAGGAUGGAAUCUCACGCAACACUUCAACUAAUAUAAGUAAUUUGGAAGAGCCUCCAUUUUUCUGCUUCACUGGUUUAACGUCCACUGUUCCCCUGUCCCCAACCAACCCUAAAAUGAAAUCAAUGAAGCAACAAAGCCUGGAGCAAUUGCCAAGUCGUUUAAAGAUGACGGAAUCCCACCAUCAACACAACAGCAUGAUGUCAGAAAGGAUGUCAACCAACAUUGCUGCCCUCAAACAUCAAUACAUGACGAUACGCCAACGUCAACUUAACGCUCACCUUGUUUAUGGGAAACCUUCAAAAGAAAAACGAAACGUCGGAAUGUCAACGAACCCAAUUGACAUUCCAGUUGUGAUGAAUCAUCUUCUCGUUGGGCGGAAGCAAACUAAGUUACCAAUUACAGCUGCCACUGUUAAAUCUGUUCAGAUCCAGGACACUGGUUUAAGCCUACCUAAAGGUAGGCGGAAAAAGAAUUCUUCAAACAAAAGUAGACAUUCACAGAAACCUCAUUAAAAUCUUACACAAUUUAUACAUUCCAGGUCCAAAAUGCUGUAAAGCAAACGCUGCGAUUAUUUACCAAUUCAUCUAGCAUUACCGCCAUUAAAUUUAAACCAAGAUGUUCUAUAAUUUGUACUUAAUCUUACACUAGGCAACUGCCUUUUUCGCUACAAACUUACAUUUUUUAUAAAAUAAUACUAAUUUUUUUUUAAUUACUUUGCACAAAGUUCUGUAUUUCUUGUAGCUGUUUUGGGAAUCUUUUUUAGUGUGCUGUAUUCGACUGUAGUAAUCACCUAUGUAUGCAAAUGCAAUAGAUUAGUGGAAUAUAGUUUUGAUAUGGGGAAGCAUUUUCAACUAUAUAUUCAGUAUGACGCAUUCAUUUGUUUCAAGAGGGAUAUGUAUGUUUGAUGUAAUAGUUGCAACAUCAUUGUCUUUUAUAGUUUAAUUUUCCAUUGUCCAAAUCAAUGAACUUUAGCUAUUUUUUAUUUACUGAUUUUAUAGAAAAGUAGAGGUGAUUAAGUAAACAAAAGAAAGUUAAGUAAAAGGUGUUGUGUUUCAUGUUUUAUUUCACAAACCUUUUUUUUGUAAUCAAUAUUUUAUACCAAAUGAUUGAGCGCAUCCCGUUAUUACUUUGAAACAGCAUCGGAACGCAGUUUAUAUUCAAAAACACAAUCCUUUACAAUUAGAUACUAUAUAUAUACAUCCCUUUUUUAUGCUUUAUUAAAGUUUUUUACAAAAAAUGAAUUUUUAAGAGCUGUGUGUUUGUGAAAGAUCGUAGGUUUACUUCCCAUCUUCAAAUUUCCUAAUCGUCGUGCAAUGUAAUUGUCAUCGGUGCAAUUAUUUAAGUGUAAAAAGGUUAUUCACUAACUUUCAUUUCUUCAUUAG
Molecule: messenger RNA, 2828 nt
Organism: Ciona intestinalis (vase tunicate)
Lineage: Eukaryota; Metazoa; Chordata; Ascidiacea; Phlebobranchia; Cionidae
Product: TBC1 domain family member 30-like
Cellular component (GO): endoplasmic reticulum
Source: RefSeq, a predicted model, not a curated record